UUCACAACUCAUCUCCAGCCGAGUCACCACCUUAAUGGGGUCGUCUUCGUGGCUGUCCUCCACGAAGCUGUUCGCUCAGCCAAAGCCAACGCAGAGUAAGGGGAGCCGAGUCGAGCAAUUUACUGGACUCAGAUCGGAUUGCCGAAAUCGUCAGCCAAACGCGAUUGGACAACUUCCUUGUUUCCCUCCGAAACAAACCUCCAACUUCUCUUCCUUCCCUCAAACGACACCGUCGUUCCUUUUUCUUUUUUAUCCUUAAUUAAUUGCUAAGCAUGCCACCAGAUCUUACGUGUUAUGAUUAAACAAAGAACCGAAUUUUCCGAGAUCAGUUUUAUUGUUGCUUUUAAUUAUCAGAAUCAGAUACCUUUGGCUCUUUGUUCUUAUUCAUUCCGUUCGCAUGCCUCAUCCUUGAUUAAUUAAAUUGAUCACCUCGAUCUUGUAUGUCAGCUUUACUCCCUGCCAGAGACUUCAUUCUCGAGAUUUUGUUUGUUUAAUCACAGUAUCGAUGAUGCAACACGGCAUGAGAAUCGAUCAGUAGUUUUCUCCAUUUUUCUUACCUGCAAUUCCUUUUCUAUGUCCUGUUUUGUUUGAAUAGUGGGGUGAGGUUGAUCAGAAUUGAGAAGUUAUGAUGCUUUUGGUGGGCACCCAUUUUCGGGUUGUUUUGUUUCUGUGCCGGAAGGUAGCAGUUUGGGUUCAUCAUUCAUCUUCAUCUUGUUCUGAAUGAAGGAAUGGCGAAGAUGGGUGUUUCGUUUUGCUCCUUACUUGAUUUCCUUCUGAAUGGAUUCUUGACGAGGGAUCGGUCAAAUAACACGUUUGAUGAAUCGGGUAAAAAGGUCCGUGCGUAAUUUUUUUACAAUGGAUCUUAGUGCUUCGAGUCGUGACGAUUCGAAGAAGACGAGGAAGAAGAAGAGGAAGAAGUAUAAGAAAAUUGCCGGCAUCGAGAAAGAGGAUUUCACGCCCCAACAGGAGCAUGGUAAUGAUGACGGUGAGAAAGAAGAGGAAAAGGGUGAGGCGACAAUGGUAUUUGGGGAUCCGAAUUGUUUGAUGUCUCCCCAGAAGAACAGGAGUUCCAAGAGAAUGGCUAACGCGCCGGCGAAUUCCAGGAGAAAAGUUCAGUGGAACGAUGAGAACGGCAAAAAGCUCGUGCAUGUUCGUGAGUUCGUUCCAAGAUUAAACACGCAGUUUCAGUUUUCUGAAAAAGAAAAUAAACCUUGGUGUACCUUUCUUUGCUAUCUGGAAUACGUCUCCAUGCGUGCAUCUCAUCAACACCUAAUACUGUACAAGCCACCCUGGACGGUUAUAACAAGGUCAAUUUAUAAACCUUACAGAUUGACAGUAGGUACUGUGAGGUUGAAGCCAACUUUGCUUUUGUACCGCAGACCAUGUGAGUUUUUAUCAAUUAGAUGCAUAACCUGCUAUGGGGUCGGUGAUGGAAGGUUUCUCUUGGCGUAUCCUUGCUUGCAGAUAUAUCACAUGCAUAAACACUAGGAGACCCGAUUAUGAUUAAAAGAUGUCAUUUGGAAUUUAGGAGUCUUGGAAGUUGGAAUAAUUCAGAAUAGACUCUUCAAACAGUUAAGUUGCUGAAAAAAACUAUUUCUGUUUUUUUAUGUGUUUGCAUUCAAGUGGCUUUGUCGUUAUCUUAAUUUACGUGCUGAAGCAUUUAUGGAUUGCAGCAUGCCGGUCAAAAGCUGCC
This is a messenger RNA of Nymphaea colorata (pocket water lily), 1693 nucleotides long. RefSeq lists its product as uncharacterized. The coding region runs from base 817 to 1488 and encodes 223 amino acids. The transcript has 2 exons. Lineage: Eukaryota; Viridiplantae; Streptophyta; Magnoliopsida; Nymphaeales; Nymphaeaceae. The record is from RefSeq and is a predicted model, not a curated record.